ACAUCCAACUCAUCCCUUUCUAUCCAGUACGCGCGACUAGAGUGCAAUGAGAGUUCAUCACCGUCGACGGGGAUUACGCUACCGACAAACGUCAAACCGGUAAAAGGUGAAUAAUGGGCGGGGAAAUAUAUGGUCGAUUUAGUUUUUUUUGACAUUUAUUGCUUUUACUACAGCCGCAGGCUCGUCACUAUUUCAUGAUUUGGAGGGAGUAGUACGCCUCGAGUAUUUCUAGUGUGUUUUUGAGCUGCGUGCAACAGCGCUCCAGCUCAUCCACUCAUCAUUACGCGCGAGAGGAACUCCUCAAAUACACGACAACAGGUUUCAAAGCCAACGGAGGCUCUGCGUAAUGACUUAAUAUGACAAUUGGCACAUGGUAGAACACGUCGUUUUUCAUUUUCUUAAGGACUGUUGAAAAACAGUAGCAGAACAUAGAAGAAAUCCUUCACUCUUUCAUUAUGAAGACUGGAGGGAUCAAGCUUGAGCCUGGGCAGACGAGUCAUGGUGAGAGGCUGUUCUGGAGCUCCGCUGGAGGUCAGGGGAGGUUUCGGCUUUUCCUGGCCCACCCAGGACUGCUGCCUCUGGGGAUGGUACUUCUAGUUCUCCUGUCCUCUGGAGAAACAGUAACACAGAGUGUCCCCAGAGUAAAACUCAGCUACAAAGAGCUGGUGCAGGGUGGCAGUGUGUCCGUGUUCCUAGGCCCUACCGAUGGCCUCCAUUCCCACUCAGUGUUGUUGGAUGAGGAGAAAGGCCGGCUGCUGCUGGGAGCCAGAGACUCUAUCUACUUACUGGACCCUGACAACCUCAACAAAGCCCAGAGGAAGAUCAGCUGGCCAGCAACCAGAGACAGAGUGGAGAUGUGUAAACUGGCCGGCAAGAACGCUCAUUUGGAGUGUGCCAACUUUGUGCGUGUACUCCAUAAUUAUAACCGCACCCAUGUGUAUGGCUGUGGGACCGGGGCCUUCCACCCCAUCUGUGCCUUCAUUGAGAUCUCCGGACGCAGAGAGGAUGGUGUCUUCCAGUUGUUGUCCAGUACAGUGGAGUCCGGAAGGUUGAAAUGCCCAUACGACCCAUGGCAACCUUUCACCUCUGUCCUCACAGAACAAUUCCUGUAUGUGGGCACGGCGUCAGACUUCCUGGGUAAAGACACAACGUUCACCCGCUCCCUGGGCCCUCCACCCGACCAGCACUACAUCCGCACCGACAUUUCAGAGGACUACUGGAUCAAUGAGGCCAGGUUUAUAUCAGCUCAUCCCGUGUCAGACACCUACAACCCUGACGAUGACAAGAUCUACUUCUUCUUCCGCGAGUCGUCACGUGACAGCAACGAUAAGAGUGUCCUGUCCCGAGUAGCACGUGUCUGCAAGAACGACGUUGGAGGGUUAAGGAGUCUGACCAAUAAGUGGACGACGUUCCUUAAAGCCAGACUGGUGUGUUCCAUCCCUGGUCCUGACGGAGUGGACACACACUUUGACAGGCUCCAGGACAUAUUCUUGCUUCCCACCAGAGAUGAGAAGAACCCUGUAGUGUUUGGAGUCUUCACAACCUCCAGCUCGGUGUUCCGCGGCUCGGCGGUGUGUGUGUACAGCAUGGCAGAUAUACGAGCUGUGUUCAAUGGCCCCUACGCUCACAAGGAGGGGCCUGACCAUCGCUGGGUGGAAUACGAGGGAAGAAUACCAUACCCCCGCCCUGGAACGUGUCCCAGUAAGACGUAUGACCCCAGGAUAAAGACCACGCAAGAUUUCUCAGACGAGGUGGUCAGUUUCGUCCGCUUCCACCCGCUCAUGUCACGCUCCGUCAGACCCCUGACCGGCCGGCCCGUGUUCACGCGUGUACGUGUCGACUACACGCUGACACACAUAGUGGUGGACCGUGUCAUGGCCGAGGAUGGACCGUAUGAAGUCAUGUUCCUGGGGACAGAUUCUGGGUCAAUCCUAAAGGUGGUGAGCAUAACUCAGGAUAACUGGUCUACUGAGGAGGUGAUCCUGGAGGAGCUCCAGGUGUUCCAGACACCCACUCCCAUCUUGAGUAUGACAAUCUCUGCUAAACUGCAACAGUUGUACGUGGGUUCGGGGGCAGGUCUAGCCCAGGUCUCCCUGAGCAGGUGUCACCUGUAUGGUCAGGUGUGUGCCGAGUGCUGCCUCGCUAGAGAUCCCUACUGCGCUUGGGAUGGACACACCUGCUCACGAUAUGUCCCUGCAUCUAAGAGGAGAGCCAGGAGACAAGACGUCAAACACGGAGACCCAUCCAACCAGUGUUGGGACACUGAAGACAGCAGGGGGGAGGAGAAGACCAUGUUUGGGUUGGAAAAUAACUCUACCUUCCUGGAGUGUCUCCCCAAAUCACAGCUGGCCACCAUACACUGGUUCAUACAGAGACAAGGAGCUGAACACAAAGAGGAGGUACAGCCAGAUGACAGAGUCAUUCUUACAGACCGAGGUCUUCUUAUUCGCUCCCUUCAUCCUGCCGAUGCUGGCGUGUACGUGUGUGUGGCACAGGAACACACACACUUCACACACACUCUGCUUCGCCUCACCCUUCGACUCAUUCCUCACGGGCAUCUGGAUGGGCGGCCCAAGCCCAGCGAGGACCCCAGCGUCGACGUCCAACCCGGAGUGGAGUCUCGUCAACGCUAUAAGGACUAUCUGCGUGUGAUGAGUUCACCUAUUGGUUCGCUGGAGGAGUACUGUAACUCACUGUGGUUGGAGAAGAGGCCAACCAAUAAGAGAGGGGGCAGAGGACCGGGGGUGGGAAUAGGCACUGGGAAAUGGAAACACAUCCAGGAGCUGAAAAAGAGUAGGAACAGACGACACCAUGGAGACAGAGAUGGCGAGAGGGAUCAAAAGUGGGUAGGGCAGCAGAGGAGAGGAUGAGUGUGGAGGGGGUACCAUAGAGGAGUUGCUACAGAAACAGCAGGAGAGGAAGUGACAUCAGUUUCAGUGGGAGACCAUGAGUGUUUAUAGUUGAAUGAUGGGGCCCUCAUGGGUAAGAAGACCUAAGUCAGAGUUGAGGGGCAGUCAUGAUGCCCAGGGAACAGACAUCCUGCGGUGGAUCAUGUGGCACUUACUUCUCUAACUUAACUGCUCCCGCUUCCCCGGGUGUUCCUCACUCCGGUUUUUCAGCAGUGUCUUACUGGUUUCAUUCACACUGCAUAAGAACCCUGUUUUACUAUUGUGGCGAGGGGAGAUGUAGCUCAAACACCUGUCUGACGAAGUUGAGACUUUAAAGGGCGUUCAGAGAUCAGGUUAUUUUUCCUGCAAACUUUAAACAUUAAAUUCAGUCACACAGUAUCUGAUAUUUGCCACACCAGCUCUGAACAUGACUUCUUCUGACAAUCACCCUGCUGAUAAACUAGCUAGCUGUUUUUCUAUUUUUACGGUAUUGAGGGGUAACCUAAGGUUAGUGUUGUGUUUUAAUCAAAUGCAUUCAUGUUGAAUGACUGUAAAUACUUCUAUAACAUGUACAGGUGGAACUGCAUGCUCCAGUUAGAUAAAGAUAGGACCCAUUCUACUCCUUAUUGUUAUGAUAAUCAUGUAUUACAUUUAGAGUGAAGAAAGAAUCAUAUUUUUGUACAAAAUCUCACAGUUUUUGGAAUUUUGUUUUUGUUAUUUAAAUAAACUUGUAUCUUUUUCUAUGGGAA
This is a messenger RNA of Esox lucius (northern pike), 3637 nucleotides long. RefSeq names its product sema domain, immunoglobulin domain (Ig), short basic domain, secreted, (semaphorin) 3D (gene sema3d). Lineage: Eukaryota; Metazoa; Chordata; Actinopteri; Esociformes; Esocidae. Gene Ontology annotation, molecular function: semaphorin receptor binding; chemorepellent activity. Gene Ontology annotation, biological process: negative chemotaxis; positive regulation of cell migration; semaphorin-plexin signaling pathway. The transcript is spliced from 19 exons. Bases 456 to 2870 code for a protein of 804 amino acids. The record is from RefSeq and is a predicted model, not a curated record.